Cucurbitaria berberidis CBS 394.84 is the source of this 970-nucleotide messenger RNA. RefSeq lists its product as uncharacterized. Lineage: Eukaryota; Fungi; Ascomycota; Dothideomycetes; Pleosporales; Cucurbitariaceae. The record is from RefSeq and is a predicted model, not a curated record. The coding region runs from base 270 to 929 and encodes 219 amino acids. The transcript has 2 exons.
ACCUGAGUCUAGGCUGUGACGUACCAAAUGCCCUACCUUGUCGCCAGCCGCAGGCCAGCAUCUCCAGUUUCAUCAGACGCCGUGUCAAACUUCGCAGCUGGAUAUUACCCCCGGGAGACAUCACACUGCGACGAAGUUCAAUUGGUGAACAUCGCCACGGUUAUAACUUAAAUAUAGCAGAAUGCGCUCAAUCCUCAUCAUCAACCCGAACUCUACGGAGUCCAUGACCAAUGGCUUGAAGCCGCUUGUUGAUGCGCUGCAUUUCAAAGAUGUCGAUCACCACCACUCACCACUACUUGCCAGCAACUAACCACAGCUAUCAGACCGUACAUGAAUACUUCACUGCACCUUCAGGGCCGAAGAGCAUCAACAACGAAGACGAUGCCCUAGAGUCAGUCGACCACUGCUUGCCCACGCUGCGACACGCCCUCGAUCGCCACGAUGGCUUCCUCAUCGCAUGCUACUCGCACCACCCUCUCGUCCCCAUACUCAAGGAAGAAUCUGUCAUCAAAGCCGCGCGCAAACCCGUAACUGGCAUCUUCGAAGCCAGCGUAGGCACCUCGCUCCAGUCCAUCCACCCCGACGAGAAGUUCGGCAUUGUAAGCACAGGCAAAGUAUGGGAAGCCAUCCUCACAGAUGCAACCAUUGCCUUCCUCGGUACCGGCCCUGAAGCAAGCAAGCGCUUUGCGGGCGUCGAAACAACAGGGCUCAAUGCGACGGAUUUGCAUGAUGCUCCGGCGGAGGAGGUAAGGAAGAGAAUGAAGGAUGCUGUAAAGAGGUUGUUGCAGAAGGGAAGCGUUGGCGCAAUCUGUUUGGGAUGUGCGGGUAUGGCCGGAAUGGAUCAAAUGGUUAGGGAGGCUUGCGUGGAAGAGUGCUGUGAGGGCUGGGUUCUAGCUUUGACAAUAUAUUUCAUGGUUCUUAAAAAGUAGAGCACAUAGUCUUCCAAUACAAACUGCAUUGCUGGUGUCGA